Tinamus guttatus (white-throated tinamou) is the source of this 2850-nucleotide messenger RNA. NCBI's taxonomy places the organism in Eukaryota, Metazoa, Chordata, Aves, Tinamiformes, Tinamidae. The record is from RefSeq and is a predicted model, not a curated record.
CUCUCGAGCAGCUGCUCACAGAACUUGAAGAUUUUCUGAGGAUCCUGGACAAGGAGAACUUGAGCAGCACGGCUGUCGUGAAGAAGAGUUUCCUCUCUGACCUCCUGCGGGUGUACACCAAGUCCAGCGGUGGUGAUGAGGAAUACAUUUACAUGAACAAAGUGACCGUCCAUAAGCAGCAGGGUGACCAAGAGAAACAAGACAAAGCACUGGAUCGGAGAGACUCCUUGAGCAAUGGAGACCUCGGAGUGCACUCGUCCCCUCCGCAGAAGAGCCUGCCAGACCUCCCCCCUCCAAAGAUUCCAGAAACAAAACAGCCUUUGGUCCCCAAGAUCGAAUCCCCAGAAGGAUAUUAUGAAGAGGCUGAGCCAUAUGACAUCUCUGUAAAUGAAGAUGGUGAUGCAGUUAGUAGCUCAUACGAAUCAUACGAUGAAGAAGAGAGCAGCAAAGGCAAGUCAGCGACCCACCAGUGGCCAUCCACGGAGGCCACCAUUGAGCUGAUGAAGGACGCCCGCAUCUGUGCAUUCCUGUGGAGGAAGAAGUGGCUGGGACAGUGGGCAAAACAGCUGUGCGUUAUCAAGGACACCAGGUUGCUGUGCUACAAGAGCUCCAAGGACCACAGCCCUCAGCUCGAUGUGAAUUUGCUGGGCUGCACUGUCAUUCACAAGGAGAAGCAAGUGAAGAAGAAAGAGCACAAGCUGAAGAUCAUCCCCGCGAACGCCGACGUCAUCGUGCUGGGGCUGCAGAGUAAAGACCAGGCAGAGCAGUGGCUCAGGGUCAUCCAGGAGACCAGUGGUCUCCAGUCCGAAGGAGGCAGUGAAGGCAAUCAGUACACCCCGGAUUCACAGCGUCUUUGUUACCCAAAGGUAGAGCUAUCCGAGAGAUAUUCUGCAGCCUCAGAGAGUGGGAGCAGCACAGACGGCCACACAGAGACAACUGAAGCAAAAGAUGUUAAGAAGAAAGGAACAACUGGCCUAAAACUAAGCAACCUGAUGAACCUUGGGAGGAAAAAAUCCAGCUCCAUGGACAGCCCAGAGAGAUCGCUGGAGACUUCAAGUUACCUGAAUGUGCUAGUGAACAGUCAGUGGAAGUCCCGCUGGUGUCACAUAAAAGAUGGUCACCUCCAUUUCUACCAGGAUAAGAACCGAAGUAAAUUGGCUCAACAGCCUCUGAAUUUGGCGGGUUGUGAAAUUAUCCCGCAGCCAAUUCCUGAUCAUCUCUAUUCCUUCCAUAUCCUGCACAACGGGGAAGAACGGGUCACUCUGGAGGCCAAAUCCUCGGAGGAAAUGGGCCAUUGGCUGGGCCUUCUCUUACUGGAGUCAGGUUCAAAAACAGACCCGGAGGAGUUUACCUAUGAUUAUGUGGACGCCGAUAGAGUUUCCUGCAUUGUCAGCGCUGCAAAGAAUUCCUUCUUGGUAGCUGCCGUGAGGCUUGGGGCACGUGUCCAGGCUGCUCUCCUCUAUGACGAUGUGGAUGUGCCAGAUGUGCCUGGGGAAGAAGGACCCAAGAGUGAAAACAAAUCUGAAGGGGACCAUGACAGAGUGUACCUGGAUCUCACCCCAGUGAAAUCUUUCCUGCACUGUGCUGGCAAGCAGCUUUCACCCCGGAGCUCUCCCUCUUUAGAACGGGCUGGCAACAAGGGCUUAGCAGAUAGUGUAAGCGAAACAACCCUUGUGGCUAAGGAAGACGAACCCUCCAGAAAGACAGUGGAAAUUUUGGAGCAGAAAAGCCCAGAGAAACCGGAGCCCGAGGAGCUGCCGCCAAGGGCCUCAACCAUCAAACUGCAGACGGAGCAGCAGCAGAUCGCGUUCCCGCAGGCGGGCCCCGAGCCCACGGCCUGCCCCGCGCUGCUGGGCAGCCCGCAGCUGCUGCCCGCGCACAGGGACAGGCUGGAGCGGCCCAAGCUGGCACUGCCCGCAGCAGCGGUGGAAACCAAGCUAGGCAAGAACAGGACGGAGGCUGAAGUGAAGAGAUUCACAGAGGAGAAGGAGCGGCUGGAGAGAGAGAAGGAAGAAAUCCGAGCUCAGCUCACCCAGCUGCGGAAGGAGAGGCGGGAGCUGAAGGAAAUGCUAGCGGGUUGCACAGAUAAGAGCCUCGAACAGAGACUGAAGGAGAUAGAAGAAGAGUGCAAAAAGAAGGAGAGCAAGAGGGUGGACCUCGAGCUGAGCCUGGUGGAAGUGAAGGAAAAUCUGAAGAAAGCCGAGUCUGGCCCCGUGACGCUGGGCACCGCUGUGGACACCACGCACCUGGAGAACGCAGCCCCCAAGAUUCAAGUGAAAACCACCAGUCCGGCGAACAGUGUGGAGAACUCACCAGUCAAUUCAGCGACAGCUUUAAAAAACAGGCCAUUAUCUGUCAUGGUAACAGGAAAGGGGACAGUUCUACAGAAAGCUAAGGAAUGGGAGAAAAAAGGAGCUAGUUAGAACUACAUUUUCAACGGUAGACUAAAGACUGGAAUUGCCCAUGCAUGGACAAGAAAGUUCAAUCAUCUGGAGAUAGAGGUGGGAUGUGAAACACAAUCGCACACCUAGCACCUCCUCCACGUCGUGCAACUGUUCACAUGCAACAGGGGAGCUAACAGCUGCCGAUACAAAAGAUCCAUCAAGUGAUCUUGCUCUUCCCACACCAGUCCCAUCAAAAGAGUAACAACCAGUGGCAAUCCUUGCAUCAAAUUUCUAACUGGGUUGAUGUAAACAAGAAUGUUAUUGUACAUAGGGGUGUUUCGUGUAUAUCUACUCUGGAGAUUUAUCAAUGAGUUAAGGUUUCUAUAUUAGUGACAGUAGUGGAUUCAGAAUGGGCCUCUGCUCUUCUUUAUACUCCAGUGGUGUUCAGCCUGUCUUAGUAAAUUAC